This is a messenger RNA of Didymosphaeria variabile, 7266 nucleotides long. RefSeq lists its product as uncharacterized. The record is from RefSeq and is a predicted model, not a curated record. The transcript is spliced from 3 exons. Gene Ontology annotation, biological process: transcription initiation at RNA polymerase III promoter; 5S class rRNA transcription by RNA polymerase III. Gene Ontology annotation, molecular function: DNA binding. NCBI's taxonomy places the organism in Eukaryota, Fungi, Ascomycota, Dothideomycetes, Pleosporales, Didymosphaeriaceae. Bases 1 to 7266 code for a protein of 2421 amino acids. Gene Ontology annotation, cellular component: transcription factor TFIIIC complex.
AUGGCGGCAGCCUCUGACGAGUUACUCGACUUUUUGCUGUCGGGUAUCGCGAUCUGCGGACUCGGAGGUGCUACCAGCGCAGACUUUCGACGUAUUAUCAACGAGUACUAUCACAAAAAAAGGCAAAAGUCCACUUCUGAACACGGGCUUACUGUCGACGACGCUCCAAUCGAUCUUGGCCGCAGUUUCUACGAGCAGGUUUGGCAGUGGGUGACUAACCACCAGGACGUUCGCGUCUACUACAAACGCGAAGCGCGGAGUCUUUCCCUUUUCGAGUUUGAGGAAUUAGAGAGGAAAGAGGGAGCUGACGUCAGUACCGCAUCGGUUGGAGGAUCUGAUCGACUGAGUGGUAGCUCUACUGCGGAGGAGCCUGUUGCAGCCGACCUAACGCGACCGUCAACCAAAUUGACAUCUCUCGGCAACGCAUUACGCCAGCGAUUAUUAGGAGAAGGUCAUCGCUCUGCCGGUCAGCCUGAGCCGCAUUCAGAGGGGACAUCGAUUCUUGGCGACGUUGCUAUAUCCGCGCCGCCACUCAAGCCGCGCGAUUCGCGCCAAAUCCCGAAGAAUGUCCAGGUCUCUCAACCCGCAUUUGACGAGCCAGAUGCCGCUAUUCAAGGCCCGCGUCUAUGCACGAGUCAAAAUCAGACAUGGAUAGCUAUCACAGGUCAUCCGAUCGAUCUGAUAAAAGUGCCUGGUUCGGAGUUCGUCCUGUUGGCAAUCAUAGCAACGAGUGGGCCUGGCGGCAUCUCUCAACCGGAAUUGCAAAAGCUCAGCGGUCAGGACAAGCGCUCUGUGCCGGCUCGAACGGACUCGCUCUACAAGAAAGGCUACAUUGACAAAAGACCGAUUCAAUGGGGAAAGGCAAGGACCAGCCUUUGCACGCAUUAUAUGUACUUGAAAGUUGUGCAGGAAGACCCCAAAAGUGCCAACGACGUGUUUGGUGAUCGGACGCUUAGCCUCACUGGACUGCUUUUCUUGCUGAACAAGACUCUUGAAACCACUUCCGUCGUACAGGUGCGGCAUCUGAGGAAGAAGAUGGGAGUGACAGUGGAACGGUGGAACGGUCGCGCUGUCCGUGGCGCUCUAAUACGCUUGGAACAAACGGGGUAUUUGAGGCGAUUUUCGGUCGAAAAGAGGAGAAAAGAUCCCCGUCUGAAGUCAAACCAUUUCAUUUGCAUUCAGCGACUGCGAGACCCUAUCGAGGACGAUAUCAAGAACCUAAAGUUCAAACGGAUGGCUGGGGCGAGCGCCAGCGACGCCGUUGAAGAGGUACCACCUGAAGAUGAAAAUGCAGGAGACGGCUCCAUGCAGGAACUGGAGCAAGAUUUGAUGAAUGACGGGUCUGAUGAAGACGAGGACGGUGAUGCCGACCGCCGUAUCCCGCCCCAAUGGACACCCGAUCGAUUACUCACGAACUUAGUCGUCGAUGCUGUCGACACCGCUGGCAUAGAUGGUACGGACGCAGCCAAACUACGUGACAUCACGACAGGAUUCUUCUGGAAGCGCCCUAUCGAGUCCCUUGUUACCCGAUUGACUGAUGGCUGGGAUAAAAAUCAGCCGCCACAUGUCCGCCACCUCGCUAUUGUUCGAGAUACGGCAAUGGCAAACGACAAGAAGCGCGUUCAUUACCUGUAUCGCACUCAUCAAAACUUCCAGAAAGCGGUCGAUGCAGGUGAGGUAACAUGGGAAGCGCUGGAACUAGAAGAGAACAAGAAGGGCGCUCGCUCGAAGAAGCAGCAGACUCCAGCUGCUGCUUCAUCGGUCGACAAGUGGGGCUUUCGGCAAAUCAACAGAAAUGACUUUCAUCAGCGCACAGGUUCUUCAUCUUUAUCAGAAUCUCGUGCUGCUAUCGAGAGAAACCGGCGAGCGCCGCGCGACUGGGAAGCGAUAAUUUUGGCUGGGGAGAGCCCUCGAAAGGCGUCCUCAAUGUCCCACCCAGAAGAAGCAGGACCAAUCUCCAAAUCACCCGCGGGAUAUUCUGGCAGCGUUCACAAGAGCAAGGUAAUUCCACGGCCAUUGCUAACACAAGCCGAAAGGCUAGCUCUGAGCUUACCAGCCAGGGGUCGAUUGGGUGGUGAUUACGAGUCACAGAUACGUGCACAUCGCAAGAAGACGGGCGACCCCAGUUCGAUACCGAAUAAGUUCUUCAAGGGUGUUUAUGCAGAUGAGGAAAAAGAGAAACCUAGGUAUGAGAGGCGACCGGGUCUACCGCUGUUGACGCGAGAGCAGAGGAAGGCCAGAGGAUUGCCCGAGCAUGGUCGCCUGUCGUUCAAGGUCACGGAACAGAUUCUCAAAGAACAAGGCCGAAAUGAGUCGCUCACGCACAUGAAGAGCUCUGCUAAUGUGAAAGAUACUUCAACGCUUGUCUAUGGAGAACGCAUACAUGAUGGCGAGGAAGAGCUCGAGAUAGGACAGCAAACCGGCAUAUCGUCGGGUAUCGGGAACGUGGAAGAACAGGUUGAUUCAACCGCUGAUGAAGACGUUACGAUGCUUGAUGACCUUGGAAGCCGCAACGGCGUAUCCCCGGCCUCUCAACAGCCUCUGAACGACAUAUCGGUCGAGGCUCCGGCUACACCACAGUCCUUGGAUUCCAUUGCGCAGGGGUCACCGCCACGAAGUCAGCUAAAGCGCCCGUACACUGAAGUUAGGAAAAAGCGCGGACGACCAAAGAAAAGGAUCCAAAAGAGCACUGAUGACCCUAGGACUCAAGCUCCCUCAAUCGAAGACCAUCCUACAGAGCUGGAUAAUGAUUCUUUAAUUAACGAACCGGUAGCCACCGGACUGGUAGAGGACCCGGUACCAGAGCUUGCCGCCUCUGAGGCUUCAUUGCAGACGGCCACCACGCCUUCGCAAACUCCGAAGGCUUUGGCGAAGGGACGUCGAGGCCUCCACAAGAAGGCUGUAGAACCUAAACCAGAAGUCCCACUGACCGAAGCCGAACUGCAUGUUCAAGCAGUCAAAGCACAAUAUGAUGAUCGCGUGGAGCCCGGAGUGUACGUGAACCCGUACGCUACCAAACCCGGGAAGGGCGGACGUGGUAGACCAAGGAAGAUGUUCAUCGCGACGUUCAAGCUGCCAGGCUUGCACAAGCUCGACUGGUUCAUCCCCGAAGUGGGGUAUCCAGGUCACUCAAGCACUCUUUCAAUCACGCCUGCCAAGUCUCCUGCUGAGGAACGGUCUUCCCGUUUUGCAGAAGACGUGACUGCAGCCCCCUCGCCCUCGUGCCCUGCUACUGAUGUCUUACCAGACCUGGGAUCUACGCCUUCUGCCCAGUUUCAGCCUGCUGCGACAGAACGAGAGCCCUCUAUCCCGGGCGCGGUGUCCCUACCUUCCAUUCAACCUACAGAACCGCAGGUUGAUACGGCUGAUGCAAUCGAUUCGCAGGAAACGGUGCCAACCCCAUUAUCCGCACCUGUACCUAUAGGUGGUGGGACAUCUGUGGAAGUUGAUGAGCCUUCUGGCGCCGUUCAUGCGUCGUCCGAAAUAGCGAGCGAGCUCCCUUGGCCUACCAAGAUCUCCCUUAGAGCCGAUGAACUACAUCCUGGAGUCCUCGAUGUAGCAGAGGCAUUGCGACGAAGCGCAAGUUUGGCAAGAAGCCGAGCACCGAAUGAUCGAGUGACGCCAGACGCCGUGGAGCAUGCCUCACAGUCUGAGCAAUCCGUUUCGGAAGUGCAUGAAGCGGCUGUCUCUCCACAAGAUACAGCAUCUGCUCAAUUGAGCUCGGGUGCGCGGAGGGACUCAUCAAGAUUACCACCUGCCAUGGAUAAUGCAAAUCUAGUCCGUACUGCCCCGUAUCAGACCCCUCAUGGUCUCGCGCCAUUUGAUGAACCACCUCGGCUCCAGACGUCAAACGCAGACCACGAAGCAGUCUCAGUCGUUGACAAUAUCCCUCACGAGACCGCUUCGCGGGAUUCACCCUUUGUCGUAGAAGAAGCCGUGUCUGUCGAGCCAUCCCAGAAGAAGGAGGUCAAGAUCGGUCGAGGCGUAAUUCUCGGCAAAGGGAGCGUUGCUCAUGCACGCUCACGAAUCAUCAGACACAUUCUGGACCUCUGUGGCGGUGUCUUCCCAGGAACGGAGGUCAUGUAUCCCAUAUUCACAUCCGUAUGGGAAGAGCUCGGGCCAAAGUCUGUCGCAUGUCCAAUCCCGGGUACUGUCCGAAGAGCAAUCAUAGAUUUGUGCCAUCCUCACUCAGAUCUGAGGGAAAUGAAGUUUAAAGUGCCUCGCAACGACCUUCCGGGUAAUAAGACCAGGUCUGUGUUCUUCUAUAAGCAUCUCGAGUUCAAUAGUCCUGAGGUUCAGAGUGUGGUCAAGGGGGUGAUUCAAGCAUACCCAGAGAAGUACUGCCCGCCUGGAGUGAAACGGUACUGGAAAGAGGAAGUCAAGCCUGUUACUGUGAUGCCGAAGAUCGACAACUCCUACUUCGAAGAGCUCUACGCUCCGACAUCCCGGAGACUGGACGAACGUAUCAAGGAAGCCAGGAAAGAGCGAAGGAGGCUUGCCAAAGAGGCUUUGCAACGACAGCGAGAACUAGAGAAAGCGGCCAAGAAAGAGGCGAAACGAGUGGCGAAAGAUCAGAAGCGUGAAGAGAGAUUAGAGCAUUCGGGGUCCCGUCGAAAGUUGUUCAAAGAGCGUCAGAGGCUUGGAGGUCUCCAUGACGGUUCGCAAAUUGGGAUAGGUAACCAAUACGUUCCUCCAAAGAUGACCGAACCUUCGCAGCUCCCUCAACAGUCUCUAGAGACUGUACCUGUACCUGAAUCUUCGGACGAAGAACCGUUGGUCAACACGCGUCCGCGUCUUCAGAAUGCAAUUGAGGAACCAACACAUACCACCACAUCCCAUCAAGACGGUCAAUCAUCCACCCAAGAGCCUCUUUACUUCGCGUCUUCUGAUCAUGCUGCCGCACUAAUGUCUCCUGCAAUAGGCUACCAUUCGACUACUCAUACUUUCUCGACUGGUCUCAUAGUUGGUGCGCCACCAGAACUUGAGAGUUUUAAGAAGAGCCGUAAACGUGUUAGGAUCGAACAACCGGCGGACCAGACUCCUCGCAAAAAGCCUCGAAAAUCUCGUUCUACCAACAACAGUCGGGCGAAGCAAUCAGGAAACGAUUUCCUGGCACGUCAUCACAUUGAGAUCCAAGAAAGUUCGGAUGAAGACGACGAUGAUGAGCAGGAUGAAAUUGAUGUGGAGACUUCGCCUACAUUAGCACAACGCCUUGCAGGUCUGACGGGAGAUCUCAAUCAGCCUGAUUAUGAGCCUGCCAAGAGGAAGAGGAGGCCCCCUGUAUGGUCUGAGCCUCGAGAUCGACGUCGCAGAGAUCGAACAAGACGUAAGUAUAUUGCGGUCAAGGGAAGAACAUACCCAGAAACCUUCGAUCCUCAGGGCGAAUUCAGAAAGUUGUGCUACACUUUGAUCAUCGCAUCUAGCAUGGCUGGAGAAGACGGGAACGUCGACUGGAACAUUGUGAAGAAGGUGUACAUUGAGUCUCCUCGCUUUGACCUAGAGAAGACGAAGAAGAGGUGGGCUUGGAUGCAGAAGAAAAUGGCUCCUCAACUCCAGGGCAUGACUGGGUCGUUUCAGUCGCAAUUUCUAAGCGCAUAUGAAGAAGGUAAGGUCGACAUGAUAGAAGACCCGAGCACAUACGACUGGGGCAAACUGGUGCGUUGGGCCGUGCUGACUUGCACCUGCCUCGAACCGCCCCUCCCGCUCGGUCGUGAAGCGUUAGGUGACUAUCAAUUUGACCUCUCGAGCUACGACAUCCUGGACCGCAAGGUUUGGUACAACACUACCUUGGCGAACAUCAACCGCGAUGAGCGUUUCAUCAGAUAUACGUUCGGGAGCCCGCUACACGGGAAGCGCAAGCUGACCACGCCUGGAGAUGAAGAUGACCUGAAGGCUCGCUCCUUGAUACGCGCGAACAUCUCAACUCCUAAAGAACUCUACGAUAAGGAAUUGGCACAUGAAGAGCUUAGAAAGCUUCCAGAACCAGUGAUCGGGCGCUCAGUCAACGACCUUCUCCAGGCUAACUUGAUCAAGCAACGCAAAAUCAAACGACUCCUACCUGGCCGCAACUACCACUUCAGUCCCAGUUUCGCCAAACACUAUCGGCGUACAUUUGAGUUGUCAGAUUUCAUGACUGCUGUACAACUGAAGAAGGACUUGGAUGCUGCGUUUACGAACGCUGAUCUAAACAAGCGCACCUACUUCGUAUCUCGGGCCGCCGAGAAUGGUACUGUCAUGGCACUUAUCUCGCUAGCCAGCGAAAGCAAGAUCAAGCUAGUUCCCCAACUCCCACCCAUCAAUAAUGACUUUGAUGCGCCUAUUCCGCGCAUUUCAGUCUGGGGUUUCUCCGAAGGCGACUACCAACAUCGGCACAUGGAUCGCAAACGUCUUUUCUGGCCGCUUGCAGUAGAGCCAACGGAUCACUACGAAUACGGCAAUCCGCUCCGCCCAACACUACCUCCACCUGCUCCUACAGAAGAGACGUCCAUCGCCUGGGAUCCAAUGCCAGAGCCGCCACUUCCUGCGCGCGAUCAGGACCUCAUCACGCUUCUACCUGUUUGGAGCACCAUCGAUGGACGAACGGCCAUUUAUCCAUGGUGGAACCGCAUUCUCAACAUCGUCGUCCAAGCCCUCCUCUUCCAGCCCAGCAUCACAGCACAAGAGAUCUUCGCUCGUUGCGAAACCUACACCACCGAGCUCUUUGAGAUCCAGCUCGUCCUCGACUGGCUCAUCACUGUUAAUGCUGCGAAACGGUCCCCACACGGGACGCACGAGCUACUACCGGGCUACUGGGCUGUCUUCGGCGACAAGCUGAUCGACGAGGAGAAUGACGAGUUCGGCGAGCACGUCAGGCGCUACAAAACGAACAGGAAGCUAGUGCCUACUUGGCGGACGGAGUACAACAAUGAGUACAACCUCCGGUCGCAGCAGAGCAGUAAUGCCGCGAAGAUUACUCCAACGGCGGGCAACGAGGCAUCUGCCGGUGAGCAGAUUCUGGGUAAUGUGAGGAAGCAGUAUACGAUUGUCAAGCAUGCGCUUCAGAAUCAAAAUUCGGCUGACGCACUCUCGGUUGGAGAAGCUCCGUCUGGCGAGGCUGUCACGGCAUCGCGGCCGGCUCAGGCGCCGCAGGAGCAAGUUGUGAUUACCACGCCGACUCCUGCUGCAACGCCCUCUACUACGACGCAAGAUGUCGAGAUGACGGAUGCAGAUGCUGAGGGUGAGAGCGAUGUAGACGCUGAAGGCGAGUCGGAUGAUGAGUACCUGUGA